CACGAUAUAACGACCCACUCCUAUAAAUCUCAGCACAAUGCCCAAGGUAAUCUCGCGUAGUAUCGUUGUCACCGAUCAGGAUGCUCGCAUCGACGACGUGGGUGGGCUGGAGGUGCCGCUGACCGUCUACUACUGCUUGUGUGGCCAUCUUGCCUUGAUUCUUGAUACAAAGCUUGAGGCGUUACCCAAACGCAAGCGUGAUGGUGCCGCUGUGAUACAACGAAAACAACACUAUCACAAGUUGACAUUUGAGGAAGGACCUGUGAAGAAAGUUAAACGAUCCGAAGGAGGCUGCGAGAGGCAAAAGCGUCUAGUGUGCAAGAACUGCCAACUGCCUCUUUUUUACGAGCCCGGUCAGAAGAGCGAAUACGCAGAACCAGAUAGAACAUACAUAUAUGUGAUACCAGGAUCGGUAUACACAAAUCGCGAGAAUAUACAAGAGAAAUAUAGGGAAUCCAGCUUCAAGCAAACACACGGCAAAAAUGCCGUGGCCCCAACCGUCACGCACACGGCCAGGGGGAAGUUCGGAACCACUACGGUCGGUACAGCUGAAGACGAAGAGAACGAGCAGGUGUGGAAGUCGCUGGACCAGAGCUACGCAGAGAAUGCGACCAUCAUCCAACGACAGCUACAGGCAGCCAAGAAGAACAUGAAGCGGCCGGGUGAUGAGGCGGAGGAGAAGCCACCCGAAGAACUGCCCAAGCGCGUCAAGCGCGGCACGUUGCUGACAUAGGAGCGUGUUGUAGUAGUGAAGGUAGUAGUAGUAGUAGUAGCGUGUAGUGCAGGGGUACACAGGUAUAGCGGCAGUUGCACCGGUGAUCAACGGCGUCAUAGCUAUCCGGCGGGAAACCCGCGUUUAACGACUUGGGUGUGGGGUUUGAGCGAGAGCCCUAACGUCCACUAAAUGGGUCGAGGGUACGCUUAUCGUAAGAUAUAGUCUCUCAUUCUAAUUAAGACUUGUCCUGCGUUUGAAUUUAUACAACCACGCAUUUGACAGAGCUGUCUAUCAGAGCGGUCACAUGUCGGUGGGGGAAAACAGCCAUUGCAAAUUCAUUCAGCCAAUCGAAAUAGUCAAAGGCAAUCAAUAAACGGCACUAAGUUGUGUCAAUAAUCCUGAUCCGCUCGGAUGUAACUCAUUUUAGCCAGGUUGUAUGUUACACAACUAGCUCGUUAUUCAUACCCAUAGAUCAGUUUAACAAAGCCUCGGUGCUGUAUAUGUCGCAUUCACUAACCGUAACUUCUGCGGGUCCACACUUCUUGCACUGACCAACCACGUCGCAGGGAAUGGCAGACAGGAAACCCCACCUAUGGCAAAAUGUUCUAAAAAUAGCUCAAGCUCAGCCAAUCAGAAUUCCGGUGUUAUUUAUGUCGCAUCCACCAGCCGUAACCCUUGGCAGGUACAUGCCUCUCGCAUUGACCACAUCGCUGGGAAUGGCAGACGCACCCACUCACGUAAAGUAUCCUUUAUAAUUAGCUAGUGGGUAAACACAGGGCUCCAGCCAAUCAGAGCUACGGUACUGUAUAUAUCGCAUUUACCAGCCAUAAACCUCGACAGGUCCACACCUCUCGUAUUGACCAUAUAGCUGGAAAGGGCAGACGCACCCACCCACGUGGAGACUGUUCUAUAAAUAGCCAGUAGGUAAACACAGCGCUCAGCCAAUCAGAGCUUCGGUACUGUAUAUAUCACAUUCCCCAGCCGUAAACCUCGACAGGUCCACACCUUUUGCGUUGACCACAUCGCUGGGAAUGGCAGACGCACCCACCCACGCAAAGCACAGCGGCACGGCGGGUGAAGCCCCAAUAGACUGUCU
Sphaeroforma arctica JP610 is the source of this 1811-nucleotide messenger RNA. RefSeq lists its product as hypothetical. The record is from RefSeq and is a predicted model, not a curated record. The coding region runs from base 38 to 733 and encodes 231 amino acids. Lineage: Eukaryota; Ichthyosporea; Ichthyophonida. The transcript has 4 exons.